ACAAAAAUUUAGGUGAAUAAUUGUUUACAUGUCCCAAAGAGAGAGAGAGAGAGAGAGAGCGUCUUCUUUGUCAAGAUCUAGGGUUUCCUAUCUUCUCUUUUUUCACAUACAACAACUGCAAAUCCAUCUUUAAUUAGUUGGUUUUUUCUCUAUUUGGUGAGUUUUCAAUCGCCAAGAUCGAUACCUCGAGUCUUCUAAACAACUUUUUUUUUCUGUGUCAUGUCUUGUAGUAAGACGAGAGAAGCUACUUUGAUUAAUUAUGGUCAUUUCUGAAGUGGCCCUAAUCCCUAGUUAAUUCAUUUUUAGUUGCAGUGAAUCUCUCUAGCCCUAAAAGUUUCUUCUCAAGCUCUGUUUAUGUCGCUCAUGGGGUUGAAUUUAUUUUAGUUUUAGGUUUGGAAGGAAAGAAAAAGUAAGAAAGAAAGGAAGCAGAGAGGAGAAAAAAAGAAAGAUGGAGGGAAGUGAUAAAACUGGAUGCUCCAAGACAAGAGCCUGCAGACAAAAUCAAGAUGAAAGUGAGAGUGGAGAAAAUGAUGAAGAUGGAAACAAGGUUAAAAAUGGAGGAAGUUCAAGUAAUAGCACAGUUGAAGAGAGCGAAAAGAAGUCUUCAGUGAGGCCUUAUGUCAGAUCCAAGAUGCCUAGGCUUCGAUGGACGCCUGAGCUUCAUCUUUGCUUUGUUAAAGCUGUGGAAAGACUUGGUGGACAAGAGAGAGCAACUCCUAAAUUGGUUCUUCAGCUGAUGAAUGUCAAUGGGCUGAGCAUUGCUCAUGUCAAGAGUCAUCUACAGAUGUAUAGAAGCAAGAAGAUCGAUGACCCAAGUCAAGCCAUGGCUGAUCAUAGACAUCUUGUGGAAAGUGGAGAUCGAAAUAUUUAUAACCUCAGCCAACUUCCCAUGCUACAAGGAUACAACCAACGCCACGGUUCCAGCUACAGAUAUGGAGAUGCUUCUUGGAAUUCUCGCGAAAGCUUUGUUUAUAAUCCUCAUAUGGGUCGGUGCUUGGUCGACGAAACCAGACAAGGAUUUUAUGGGACAGUAGCUGAGAGGAUCUUUGGAGGCAACAAUACUAGCAAUUGGACCAAUUGCAAGCUCCAAACAGGCGCCUCCUCCUUUCGUUCCCAGUUUAAUUGGAAAGCAGAAGAGCAGCUGAAAGCUGAACAACGACGACCGUCGCAAAAUCCAAAAUUCUGGCAAACUCAACCAAGUUCAAGCUUUACCCAGCUGAACCCAGCUGCCCAAGUUCUGAAUAGAAGUAAUAUCAAUAUCUUUUCAGACAUGAAAUCAGAAACUAAUCUGCAAGAGUUGAAGUCACUGAAAAGGAAGGCUACAGAUUGCAAUCUUGAUUUGGAUCUUUCACUGAAGCUAACACCAGCAAGUGAUGGUAGCCGAAGAAGUUUGGAGGAGAGUGAAGUUGAUAGUGAGUUAUCUUUAUCCCUGUACUCACCAUCAUCCUCAAAGCUUAGCAGAUUGAAGGGACUAGGUGAGGAUGAUUAUAAUAAUAAUAGUAACAAUAAAGAAGAUGCAAAAAGGGCAAGUACUCUGGAUCUGACUAUAUGAAUGAGACAAUUCUAAGUGAGAUCUUGAGGUACUUGCUCAAAACAAUGCAUUUUAUUAUUGUCUUUACGACUAUACAAAUUAACAGCCAA
Molecule: messenger RNA, 1641 nt
Organism: Manihot esculenta (cassava)
Lineage: Eukaryota; Viridiplantae; Streptophyta; Magnoliopsida; Malpighiales; Euphorbiaceae
Product: putative Myb family transcription factor At1g14600
Exons: 5
Coding region: 449-1552 (367 amino acids)
Molecular function (GO): DNA binding; DNA-binding transcription factor activity
Source: RefSeq, a predicted model, not a curated record